AUGAACCCUUUAACCGGCUACAUUUGCUAUGGUGGCUGGUGGUUCAGCCCCCAAGAGUAUGUCAAUAAUAGCUGGUAUACUUGGGCCGGCCAGCUGGGAGUAUUUCUGGUUUCUGAUCUCGACAAGGUGUUGUAUGGUGUAUUUGGCAUUACCCUCAUUAUGGAUGCUAUCACUCUAUGGAGGUUAUUGGUAACCCACUUGGUGACGGUCACCUUCCUAUUCGGCAAUUUUAUCGCGAACUAUGUUAUCCAAAACUCCUUCCCCAUUAUAUACUUUUCCGUGUUGGAAAUUGUCCCAUUUACGGGACACGCCAUGCUCACGCUUAUUGUCAUCCUGUUCAACAUCCCGCCAAAAGCGAGGACCGAGAAAGCGGCUAACGUUACUGUUACCAAUUUUGGGAGUGGCAGAAAUGACACUACAAAGAUUACUAGAAUUGAA
Mesorhabditis spiculigera is the source of this 438-nucleotide messenger RNA. Lineage: Eukaryota; Metazoa; Nematoda; Chromadorea; Rhabditida; Rhabditidae. The record is from the annotation of a GenBank genome assembly.